This is a messenger RNA of Salmo salar (Atlantic salmon), 2559 nucleotides long. Lineage: Eukaryota; Metazoa; Chordata; Actinopteri; Salmoniformes; Salmonidae. The record is from RefSeq and is a predicted model, not a curated record.
CCUCUUCUUCUCUCUCUCCUCCAGCUGGAGCUCCAGUCAUGCUGUGUGUUCCUCCCCAACGACAGCCUCCCUUCUCCCAGCACCAUUAUCUGUGGCGACAUCCCUGGUACUGUCCGUAGCUGGUACCACAACCAGGCCACCAUGCCUGGGACUCUGGUAGUCUGUCUGCCCCAGAUCACUGUCCUGUCUGCUGGACACAAAUACAUGGAGCCCCUGCAGGACCUGCCCUUCAUGGUGUCCAGGACUGUACUGGAGGAAGGUGAUGCCUUCCCCUGGACACUGACCCUGAGUCAGUUCAGUGUCUAUACCCUAUUGGGUCAGCAGCGGUCUCUGAGUCUCCUCCAACCAAUGGGCUGCACCUCCACCCUGGCCGUCACCUCCCACAAGCUGCAGGCUGCGGGUCCCGACGGACGACACGCCUUCAUCGUCUGUCUUCACGUGGACCUGGAACCUCUGAGCAUCAAGAUCUCCAACCCCCAGGUCCAGUUGCUGUAUGAGUUGUUCCUGUCCUGGAGUUCAACGUGGACCCGUCUGGAGAAGAGGGUCGUCCUGCGUCAGACCUCCACUAUCCCAGAACCCCCCACUGGGCCGUCGCCCUCCUCCCCCGUCCGCUCCAGCGCCGGUACCGUUCUCCCAGACACCAGCACCUGCUCCCCCUCCACUGAGCUUGGAUCCCCCACCGAGGGCGACUCUGUUCCGGCCGGUGACGACUCUCCGUUCUCCGCAGCGGUAACCUUAGAGCAGAAGACCAACAGUAUAGGAGGCGCCAGCGGAAAGGUCAGCCUCUGGAUGCAGUGGAUGGUGACUAGAGUCACCGUCAAACUGUUCGCUCCCGACCCCAACGCCAAAAACACAGAGAUCUGUGUGAUCAGUGAGGCUGAGGAUAUCAGUGCAUCAGUGGAUGUUCAGGAUGUUUACACCAAGAUCAAAUGUAAAGUGGGCAGCUUCAACAUGGACCAGUACCAGACCAGUCCAGAGGAGGGGUCUGGUCUUGCAGUAGGCCGCUGUGGAGGAGUUGUCCUGUCUUGUACUGAUAAGCUGAAUAGACGCACAGUGUUGGUUCGACCCGUCAGCAAACAGGACUCCUUCAGCCACCUCUCUGGCUUCGUUCCGCCUACAGCAGCCAAGGUCCUGGAGGUUUCCUCUCACCAGCAGCACGGAUUCCUGUCCAUCACUUACACCCAGGCGGUCACCAGAAACGUCCGCCACAAGCUGACCACGCGUCUGGAACGAUCGGGGUCUCGCGGGGCCCAGCGGCUAGCGGAGGGCCCGGCUGACGGGUCUCCCCACUACCUGAGAGAGGUCCUGUUGACCGCCCGACCUUUCGACCUGGUUCUCUCCUGCCCCUUACUGGCCACCGUAGCCGGGGUGUUCCACGCCUCGCUGCCACGACGAUACCGGGACCUCGGCAAAACGGCGGGCCAGCCGAUGAGAAGUCACGCCCUGACGUCGCGCAGCCUGCCGCUGCUAUACGUCAACACAUCAGUGAUCAGGGUGUUUUGUCCCGGGAACCAGGACAGACAGGACAGACAGGACAGACAGGACAGACACACAGAACCCCACCUGAGGAGAGAGAGAGAGGACACUCUGGUACUGAAGAUAGGAUCUGUCAGCAUGGCUCCUCAGGCAGAUAACCCUCUGACCAGAACCGUGCUGCGCAACGACAUCUACCAGCGAGCGUUGAACAUGGGCAUCCUGCGUGACCCGGGGUCGGAGGUGGAGGACCGUCAGUACCAGCUGGACCUGCAGUCCAUCAACAUCGGUACCGCCCAAUGGGAGCAGCUCAAACCAGAGAAGGAGGGGUCUAAAGGGGGCGUGUCCACCGAGACAGAGAGGAACUCACAGAACCCUGCCCUGGAAUGGAACAUGGCCAGCAGUAUCAGGAGACACCAGGAGAGAAGAGCCAUCCUAACCCCCAUCCUGACUGACUUCUCUGUCAGAGUGACAGCAGCACCUGCCAUCAUAUUCAGCAAGCCCAGAUCCCCUGACAACAGACAAGUGGAGGAAGUGAUGGUGUGUGGUCACUCCCUGGAGGUGAAUGUAACAUCUAGUCUGGAGUUCUACCUCAGUGUGGCCCAGGUCCACCUGCUGCAGCGGCUGUUCCAAGCCAACAUGGUGGAAGGACAGGCCCCAGAGAAGACCAGCCAGGUGAGAGACAGAGAGAGAGAGAGAGAUAGUCACAUCCGUACUCAGGUAAACAAAGUCUUCUGUGUCCCAUUGCUGGGCAAGUUAGACUCCGAACGUGUCAUAUGCAAACCAACAACAGGUGAAGAGGUCAAAGUAACACAGCAAGGGGGGUCACAGGGGGGGUCACAGGGGGGUCACAGCAUCCUUGUUAUCACUGACAUGUUCCUAUACUGCCAGAAACAAAUAUCCUCUGUUUCCUGCUAUUCUAAUGUGUUGUCCUGAUCUUAUCUCUGAGAUUCACAGCUUCACUUGUCCCAAAUCAAAUCGCAUAUUCGUCACGUGCUUCAUAAACAACAGGGUGUAGACUAACAGCGAAAUAGUUACUUAUGAGUCGUUCCCAACAACGUAGAGAGAAAUACAAUAGAGAAAUAA